This is a messenger RNA of Opisthocomus hoazin, 1518 nucleotides long. The record is from RefSeq and is a predicted model, not a curated record. Lineage: Eukaryota; Metazoa; Chordata; Aves; Opisthocomiformes; Opisthocomidae.
AUGAGUGGAUGUAGAAUUGUGGCCCUGGGUGCUUUAUCGGGUUUGGCCACCUUUGAUGAUCUACAUGAAACUCAGAACUCUGCAUCAGCCACAGAUGAACUUUCUGCAACUUCAUUUAUAGAAUAUCCAAAGAACAAGCCAUUUAUUAAUUCAGAUUUGCUGCGUUCCCCACAGAAACCAGUAAUUCCAUAUCCUGAAAGCAACAGCAGAGCAAUAUUUUCUGCUCUGAAGAAUCUCCAGGAAAAAAUUAGUCGGCUGGAGUUGGAACGGCUUCAGGCAGAGGAGAAUGUAAAACACCUCAGCAGGGAAACAGCAGACUAUAAAAACGUCCUGAGUGAACAAAUGCAACACAAAGAGCGUGACAAGACUGAAGUGUCAAAGAAAAAUCAAGAACUGGCUUCUCAGCUGGCAGCUGCUGAGUCGCGGUGCAGCCUUUUAGAGAAACAGCUGGACUACAUGAGAAAAAUGAUCCAGCAUGCAGAAAAUGAGAAGUCGCAUCUCUUGGAGAAACAGGGUUCAUUGGAGAGGGAUCGGCUUCUUGAUCAUUCACAUGUUCAGUCUAAAUUGGAAAAGCUGGAUAUGCUGGAAAAAGAGUACAGCAGACUUACUACGAUGCAAUCCAUAGCAGAGAAAAAAAUGAAAGAGCUGGAACAGAAGCUUCAGGAGGAAGAACACGCGAGGAAGCUUGUUCAGGAAAAAGCAGCUGAGCUGCAGACAGGCCUGGAAACCAACAGACUGCUGAUUCAAGCAGCAUCACCGUUGCUCUCUCCAAAACCAAGAAAACCCAGGAAAACUAAGCAGCCAGAGAAGAAAUGCUCUCUUACAAGCUGCCUCGCUGCGCAACCCCAUUACAGACUGUGUCUGGGUGAUGUGCCCUUCGUGGCUGGGAAGUCUACCAGUCCCAGUCAUUCAGUUGGUGCCAACGUGCAACAUGUCCUACACCUGAUGAAACAACACACGAAAGCUUUGUGUAACAGUCGGGUGGUGAAUGAUACUCCGCUAGCAAAACCCAUCAGUGCCAGUCACCCUGCCAGCAAAAGCAGAAAGUCAUCUCUGCCAAAGGACUCCUCUUCAUCCCAGGAAGAGCUCUCAGAAGUGUUGCUGACUUUACAAGAUGAAUUUGGACAGAUGAGUUUUGAUCACCAGCAGCUGUCAAAGCUUGUCCAGGAAGCUCCAACCGUUGCAGUGAGGGAAGAUCUGGAGAGGGAACUUGAGGCGCUGGUGGAAAAGAUGGAAGCGAAGGCAGACCAGAUCAGCAAAGUCCGGAGGCAUCGGUUGCAGCUAGAGAGACUUAAGAGAGAAUCCAAGUCCAAAAAGACUUCUGCUAAACAAAUAAAAGACGGCAGGUUCCCUGUCAGUGAGGUUAAAGUAACAACUACAGUAACCACGAAAGGAAAGAAUGCCGGUCCCAUCAAAGUGAAGCCUGGAGAGAAGAGUCGGAAGAAUCUUCAGUUGUUGAGAGACAUGCAGACCAUACAGACAUCGCUACAGAAAGAUGAUAUCAGCUGGGACUACUGA